UGGCAGCAACACGGGGGUCACGAGGAACUCCAAUUAUAAAUAUCACCUCAACAGUAAGAGACAGAGAAUCAAAAGGCCCAAGUGGAAAACAGUAGAGACAAAUAUUUGUUGGGUAUACUUUCAGCAUAACCAAGGACCCAGCAUCCAGAUUCUUCUGAUGUACAGUGAGGAGCUGUCACAUAUGCUUUAUGCUGCAACAGGCAUGGUAUUAGUUCCUUCCAUAGAUGAGCCAUGUGGACUUGCUCAGAUGAUUGGAAUGCGUUAUGGAGCGGUCCUAAUAGUUAGGAAGACUGGUGGUCUUGUUGAUACAGCAUUUGAUAUGGAUGAUGAGUUACAUGUUGAGAUGGCUAAUGGGUUUUCCUUUGAAGCUCUAGCCCGUGCGUUUUCUCGCUAUCGAGAGAAACCAAAUGAAUGGAAUGAUGUCUCAGGGAAGAUUAUGGAAAUUGAUAAAAGCUGGAAUAAGACUUCUGGAAAAUACCUUGGUGUGCACAACUUUAUCAGAGUAAAAGGGUGAUAACCUUAAUCUUCAUUGUCAAUUGAAAGUAAAUAUACAUAUUCUAAUGAGAUUCCUAGUGAAAGGAUAUUAUGAGAGAUUAAACGUUAGGAAGAAGAAGAAGAAACAUAAAAAGAAAAAAGAGGCUGUAUUGAAUAGGCAGACCUAGUACAGUAUACCAUGUUGCAUGCAGCGACCAAGUGAAGGUUGUCUGUUGAUUUGUCGAGGGAAAAUAAAAUAAGAUUUUUUUUUUUUUUUUUUUUUAACUAAGAGUUGAAACUACAAUUUUCUUUAUAUUGUUAUUUCAACUUUUUUUUUUUUUUUGCCUCUCAUUAUUAUUAAUUUUGGGGUAUAUCAAAGAAAGUGACUUGAAGGUUGAAAUUACUUAUGAUGAAGAGUCAGUGUAAUGAGAAAAUGUCCGACCUUAUCUUUUGUAAGACUAGAACAAUCUCUACAAAUAGUUAGUUUAUUCAUAUGUUUCUAGCGGUUUCUGAAUUAAUUUGUGUUUUCAGUUUUCAAGUCAAAAAUUUCUUAGAGAGAUGCAAAAUAUGGUCAAAGAAUUCAAGAACUUAGUUUUUCAAGUUUUUUAUUUUAUUUUUUAAUAUAUGUAAGCACGGUUAAAAACUUGGAAAAUGUUUGGGACCCCAUUAGGGAUGACCCCCACAACCCCAAAGUGAUCAUGACCCUCCAUGUAUGUGUGGGGUCCACUGAUGUAUGUGUGGGGCCCACAUCAUGAGUGGUUCUGAUUUGUGGGGUUCUU
This is a messenger RNA of Camellia sinensis, 1253 nucleotides long. Lineage: Eukaryota; Viridiplantae; Streptophyta; Magnoliopsida; Ericales; Theaceae. The record is from RefSeq and is a predicted model, not a curated record.